GUGUUUUCCAAUUUAAAAGUUUCAAACUUUUCAAAAAGUAUAUCUUUUUUUAAAAUUCAUGCAUUGUGACUAUCAUCAUGUCCCAAAAUAAUAAUAUUAUUAAAGUUGAAGGCCGAGAGAUAAAUCCUGCCAAAGUUGAUGGACCAUCAGAUGUAUUUUCAAGCGCUAGUUUCCAACUUGCAAAAUCAAGGUGGCAAGAAGACAACGAUGCUAACAUAUGUGUUCUUUGCAAUCAGAAAUUUAACCAGAUACGACGCAAACAUCAUUGUCGUCAGUGCGGCAGAGUGCUCUGUAGUAAAUGCUGCUAUGCAAAGAUGCCGCUGCCUCAGUUAGGCUACGGAGAUGCUGAGCGUGUGUGUGAUUUCUGCAAGCCUGUCUGUGAACUCGUAACCAAGGCUAGAUCACCAAUGCUGUCAUAUGAGCUAGAAGGUGCCAAAGGAUUGUCUGAGUUUGUACGAGAUCCUGAUGGUGUGAAACGUGUGGUCGAAACAGGAGGUCUACAAACAUUGAUAUGGCUUGCCCGACAAGGGGACGAACAAAUGAGGGGUUAUAUCAUAUCUGCCCUGCAUUGCCUGGCUAUGCAUACAUCACUACAUCCAGUACUUGCAGAAUCUGGUACCAUCAAAGCUGUUUGCAGCAUUUUAUCGAAUGCAGAUGCGGAACAAAUUUUGAUUGACGGAAUCAGUUCACUGAUGAUCUUCUGUAAAUCAUCAGACCUCAAAACACAAGCUAUCAAAGAUGGCGCCCUCCAUCCGGUUUUAACACUUUGCAAUCAUUCCCAAGAUGCCAUAGCUUUGGUGGCACUGAAGACCCUAAGCCUCAUUGUUGAGCAUGCAGGAACACAUACUGCUAUUAUCGAAAGUGAACGUAGCGCUUUGCCUAAAGUACUUGCACUCACAGCCUCAAGUGAUGAACAGGUGCAAGAGGUCAGUCUAAAGCUGCUUGCUCAUCUCUCAAUGGGAACUGACUAUCAUAGACAGAGAAUAGUUCAGGAGGAUUUUACUACAGGGAAAGGAAUUCUAAAGGUUCUUCGUAGCAAUCCUAACAACAUACAAGUAUUAUGUAAUGCAGCCUGUUUGGUUGGGAAUCUUGCAACCAGUGAACACUCCCAGGGUGCUCUGCAGGAGGUGAUUGACCCUUUGUGUUUAAUGUUGGGUUCCCAUACAGAGAGUGUGGAAUUAACAACACAUGUCAUCAGAGCCAUAGCAAACUUUGCCAAAUACCCCCAGAAUGCUUGGAGACUGAUACCAUACCUUGCUCAUUUUACACGCAGUUGUCUCAAAUCGGCAAAUAAUGCCUUAAAAUUCCAAGCGACACGCUGCAUUCUUCAUCUUCUUCUCCAUUCAACGAAUGAGACAACAGAAGGAUUGAUGAAAGAGGGCGCCGCUGAAUUGUUAAAGGGUCUUGUUGAAAUACCUGAACUUAUGGAAUCUAUGCAUAAGUCGAUACUAAAAAAUGUUUCCGAGAGGUGCCGUCCUAUGUAGAGUUAGGUUUAAUGAGAUUUCUAUUGUUAUAUGAAAUAAGCCUCCAUCUGGGGAACGUUAUCCUGCACAAACCAUGAUUUCAUUGUUGACCAAGGUUUACCUUUGAGGUCAGAAAAGGGCCAAGAUUGUUUU
Messenger RNA from Owenia fusiformis, 1616 nucleotides. NCBI's taxonomy places the organism in Eukaryota, Metazoa, Annelida, Polychaeta, Sabellida, Oweniidae. The record is from the annotation of a GenBank genome assembly.